Schistocerca gregaria is the source of this 1251-nucleotide messenger RNA. RefSeq names its product dynein assembly factor with WDR repeat domains 1. The record is from RefSeq and is a predicted model, not a curated record. Lineage: Eukaryota; Metazoa; Arthropoda; Insecta; Orthoptera; Acrididae. The transcript is spliced from 9 exons. The coding region runs from base 1 to 1251 and encodes 416 amino acids. Gene Ontology annotation, molecular function: protein binding.
AUGAGGAUUAAUAAGUUCCUGCUUCGCUACUUUCCGCCAGGUGUUGGCUGGGAAUAUACGAAACACGGACGGUCUAAGAUUAAGAUGAAUGAUCUUAUCAAUUUUUCUGACAAGACAAAUGUACUGCAGUUGGUGGAGUUAAUUGCAAAACAUGAGCCACUUAUAACAGAGAAAAUUGUUCAGCAGUUAAUAGAUUUACUUUUGAAGCUACAGAAGAAACUUAAGGAAUCUGUAGAUCAUCGGUUUCAGAAAUGCUUAGUACUUAAAGCUCAUUUACUACCUCUUACAAAUGUUGCAUUUGAUAGAGAAGGGAAAAAGUGUCUUACAGGAAGCUAUGAUCGAACAUGUAAAAUGUGGGAUGUUGAGACAGGCAAAGGACUCCUUAACCUGGAAGGACAUAAGAACAUUGUGUAUGCAGUUUCUUUCAACAACCCACAUAGUGACAAAAUCCUCACAGGAUCAUUUGAUAAAACUGCACGCUUGUGGUCAUCAGUCACAGGAGAAUGCCUUCACACAUACUGGGGUCAUACAGCAGAAGUUGUCUGUGCACAAUUCAGUCCACUGAAUACUACUAUAGCUACAGCAUCAAUGGAUUGUACUGCUCGUUUACACAAUACACUUACAGGGCAGGAAGUUUCUGUUCUUGAGGGUCAUACAGGAGAAGUUAUAGCCUUACAGUUCAACAAUGAUGGACGUCAGCUACUUACAGGUUCCUUUGACAACUCACUCAAACUGUGGGAUGCCAGAACAGAAAAGUGCAUUGGUACUAUGCUUGGACACAGUGAAGAGAUCAGUUCAUGUCAAUACAAUUUUGACUGCAGUCUUAUUGCCAGCAGUUCAAUGGAUAAAACAGCUAAAGUGUGGGAUCCAAGAUCAAUGUCAUGCAUUGCAUCCAUAUCAGGCCAUGACGAUGAGGUGUUGGAAAUAGCAUUUGACUCUGCAGGAAGACGGCUUGCUACAGCAAGUAGUGAUGCCACAGCACAAAUAUGGGAAGUUAACGGAAAUCUAAUCAAACUUGCUACUAUGGAAGGUCACACCAAGGAAGUAUCCAAGGUGUGUUUCAAUCCAGCAGGUUCUCAAUUACUGACAGCAUCAGCAGACCAUACGGCACGACUGUGGGAUUCAGAAACAGGGAAGUGUCUACAGAUUCUUGAAGGGCACAAAGAUGAUGUAUUUUCUUGUGCUUUUAAUUACAAAGGAGACGUUAUAGUUACUGCAUCAAAAGACAAUACUUGCCACAUAUGGAAAUAA